Molecule: messenger RNA, 744 nt
Organism: Alternaria atra
Lineage: Eukaryota; Fungi; Ascomycota; Dothideomycetes; Pleosporales; Pleosporaceae
Exons: 2
Coding region: 1-744 (247 amino acids)
Source: RefSeq, a predicted model, not a curated record
AUGAAUCCUCUCGAUACUGAAGAGCAGUGCGACCACAGCAUGCCAACUGCCUGGCAGAACCUUCAGCUGACUAAUUAUGCCUUUUUGCCGGUGACUGUUCAGGCAGACACCCUCUGGGCAAGUGUGUUCCCUGACGCGCGCUUGGGCCAUGCGUACCCGCAGGAGCUUAGUAACGCUACCACCAAUGAGGCUCCCUUCGACUAUCAAGGGUACCUCCCUGCUGUGCCUGCUCAAGGGUCUUACGACCCCUUGAAUCUGUAUGAUCUUACCAUCAUCAACACCCAACAAACUCAUCUUGGAAAUGUUAACACACUGGAGGACUGGACCCUGUCGGAUGAAUCCAUUGUUCCUUCGGUGGGUAACAGCUUCUUGACGUCGAUGCUUCCGCAGCCUAGCCCCUUCCUGACUCAGCCGUUUUACCCUGCAGGUGUGGCUGGACCUGGUCAUGCCUUCCAACCCAUUGCUCCAGCUGCUGUUGCUGCUGCUCAGCCGAACGUUGUCGUACCACCCAGCUUGCCAUCUGGUGUACAUGCCGAGGUUCAUCGUCGCAUCAUCGAGACACGCAUCCGCUGCACCGUAGGCGGAUGCACCAAGACCUUCCGCCGCCCUGGUGAUCAUCGCCGCCACAUGCGAAAGCAUCAGGAUCCUGAGCUCAAGUGCAUCGUCAACGAUUGCGACAUGAAGUUUUACCGCCUGGACAAACUUCGUGAUCACAUACGCCAGAGUCACAAGAUGGUCUUGUAA